AUGGCGUAUGCACCAAUGACAGUAAUUGGUGCCCCUUUUUCAUUCACUGGUGAGAAAAAUGGAGCGACCUUGCAGAAGCUGCGAGUGUGGGUCGAAGGCUGGCAGGUGAAGAGUGUGAAGGCCUGGCUUACAGAUGGGACCAACAACGUUUUUGGUAAUCCAGGUGGAAACUAUCAAGAGUAUGCAUUCAACCCUGGUGAGUGUUUCACCUCUCUGUCGCUAUGGGGGAAUGGAGCAGGUACUCGUCUAGGGGCCAUACAAUUCAAGAAAAAUCGCCCAGGAGAGUUCUUUGCCAAAAUGUCCGACUGGGGAUUGAAAACCAAAUACCCCAUGGAUGUUGGCUCUGGAUUCUGCCUCGGGGUUGUUGGAAAAUGUGGCUCUGAUAUCGAUAAAAUGGGAUUCGUGUUCCUCAAUGCUGUCAAGUCCACCGUUUUGAUGGACGUCAAAUACCCAACAAUGCACCAAGUUGUACCCCAGGUGACUGUAGAGGAAAUCAAAUCCAUAACUUACUCAAACGACACCUCAGUCCCUCAAGAACACACGAUUGAAUCCUCCAAGAAGAUUACAAAGAAGUCCUCAUGGACUGUGACCAACAGUAUGGAGGCAACCUUAAGUAUGGAAGUGAGUGCAGGGAUUCCAGAGGUAAUGGAGGUUUCAACUGGAUUCAGCUUUACCGUGGGAACAGAGAGCUCAUACAGUCUGGAAAACACUGAAGAGAGAAUGGAGACCAUGAUCUUUCCCAUCCAUGUUCCUGCAGGAAAGAAGGUGGAAGCUGAGUUUACCAUUGGUCGAGCUACUACUGACCUGCCUUACACUGGCACAGUGAAAAUAACCUGCCAGAAUGAUAGUGUGCUUCAGUAUGAAACCAGUGGCGUUUACAAAGGGCUUACCUACACCUCAAUAAAAGCAAAUGUUAAAGAAAUAUAG
This is a messenger RNA of Gymnodraco acuticeps, 927 nucleotides long. RefSeq names its product aerolysin-like protein. Lineage: Eukaryota; Metazoa; Chordata; Actinopteri; Perciformes; Bathydraconidae. The record is from RefSeq and is a predicted model, not a curated record. The coding region runs from base 1 to 927 and encodes 308 amino acids. The transcript has a single exon.